AUGAAUAGUGAAAAGAGGAAUGCUCGCGGCCGUGGUCGUGGUCGCGGCCGGGGAAGAGGUCGUGGCCGUGGACGGGGGAGAGGUAAAAAGGUGCCAAAAGUGAUGUCGUCUGAUGAAGAAGACUGCUCCAUGGAAGAGACUGCACAAGACCAAGAAGAACCACCACCUGAAGAUAGUAAAGAUAAUGAAGAAAAUGAACCUGCUAAAUUGGAGGUGCCCUCAGACAUAUCACAGUUGGAAGCACCGGUGUUCACUACAAUACAGCGUGGACCACCAGAGCCUAUGUUGAGACUGGAAUGGAAUCAUAGAGCAAAUCUCAUUGGGGAGAAAGUUUUAAAUCCUAUGAUAUACUGUUGUGAUACAUGCUCAAAACCUAUUCUGAUUUAUGGAAGAAUGAUACCAUGUAAGCAUGUUUUUUGCUUAUCCUGCGCCAGAGCAGAACACACUCAUUGCCCUCGCUGUAAAGAAAAGGUUUUAAGAGUUGAACAGACUGGUUUGGGAACAGUGUUUAUGUGUACACAUUCUGGAUCAAGAUAUGGCAACACUGGAUGUAGAAGAACAUAUUUGUCACAGAGAGAUCUACAAGCCCAUAUAAACCACCGGCAUGUAUCAAGUGGAGGUGAUGCAAAGCCGGAACCUGAACCUCCUGUUACUAUUGUAAAACCUUUAUCGCAGAGUCCCCAGCCGGUCCCAGCCCCGGCAGUGCCAGUGUCGACUGUGCCCGUGUUAGCUCAUAACAUGGCUGUUCCACCUCCAUACUAUCCCGCUGCGUAUACUGCGCCUGCGACAUACGUUGGACCUGGAACAACCAUGAGCACUAAUGUAACACCACCCAUGGGAACUCCAGUACCGUUACCACCCAGUACUCUUGGAGACACAACGAGAUGGCCAGAGACUUAUCAGCCGCCCACACAACAGUGGCCUCAAAAUCACUAUUAUAGAUAA
Messenger RNA from Pieris macdunnoughi, 945 nucleotides. The record is from the annotation of a GenBank genome assembly. NCBI's taxonomy places the organism in Eukaryota, Metazoa, Arthropoda, Insecta, Lepidoptera, Pieridae.